Chanos chanos (milkfish) is the source of this 2610-nucleotide messenger RNA. It is a transcript of the gene atp6v0a1b, whose product is annotated as ATPase H+ transporting V0 subunit a1b. Gene Ontology annotation, molecular function: proton-transporting ATPase activity, rotational mechanism; ATPase binding. Gene Ontology annotation, biological process: proton transmembrane transport; vacuolar acidification. Bases 1 to 2610 code for a protein of 869 amino acids. The record is from RefSeq and is a predicted model, not a curated record. NCBI's taxonomy places the organism in Eukaryota, Metazoa, Chordata, Actinopteri, Gonorynchiformes, Chanidae. The transcript has 21 exons. Gene Ontology annotation, cellular component: plasma membrane; vacuolar proton-transporting V-type ATPase, V0 domain; vacuolar proton-transporting V-type ATPase complex.
AUGGGAGAACUCUUCCGUAGUGAGGAAAUGACGCUGGCCCAGCUCUUCCUCCAGUCUGAGGCAGCUUAUUGCUGCGUCAGUGAACUGGGAGAACUGGGAAUGGUCCAGUUCCGAGAUCUUAAUCCAGAUGUGAAUGUGUUCCAAAGGAAGUUUGUCAAUGAAGUGAGGCGUUGUGAGGAGAUGGAUCGUAAACUGAGAUUUGUGGAGAAAGAGAUAAAGAAAGCCAAUAUUCCCACCAUGGACACUGGAGAGAAUCCUGAGGUCCCGUUUCCAAGAGACAUGAUCGACCUUGAGGCCACCUUUGAGAAGCUGGAGAAUGAACUGAAGGAGAUCAACACCAAUCAGGAGGCUCUAAAGAAGAAUUUUCUGGAGCUGACCGAGCUGAAGCACAUCCUGAGACGCACUCAGCAGUUCUUUGACGAGAUGGAAGAUCCUAAUCUUUUAGAGGAGUCCUCCUCCCUGCUGGACCCCAGCGAGGCUGGCAGGGGUGCCCCCCUGAGACUGGGGUUUGUUGCUGGGGUGAUCAACCGGGAGAGGAUCCCCACCUUUGAGAGGAUGCUGUGGAGAGUGUGUCGUGGGAACGUCUUUUUACGACAGGCAGAAAUUGAGGACCCUCUUGAGGACCCCACGACGGGUGAUCAAGUGCACAAGUCUGUGUUCAUCAUCUUCUUUCAAGGCGACCAGCUGAAAAACAGAGUGAAGAAGAUCUGUGAAGGGUUCCGCGCGUCGCUGUACCCCUGCCCAGAGACCCCACAGGAGAGGAAGGAGAUGGCCGCCGGUGUCAACACUCGCAUCGAUGACCUUCAGAUGGUUUUGAACCAGACAGAGGAUCACAGACAGAGAGUCCUACAGGCAGCAGCCAAGACCAUGCGUGUCUGGUUCAUCAAAGUGAGGAAGAUGAAGGCUAUUUACCACACUCUGAACCUCUGCAACAUCGACGUCACUCAGAAGUGUCUCAUCGCUGAGGUGUGGUGUCCCGUCUCUGACCUCGACUCUAUCCAGUUCGCCCUGCGCAGGGGCACGGAGAGAAGUGGCUCCACCGUCCCCUCCAUCUUGAACAGAAUGCAGACCAAGCAGACUCCGCCCACUUACAACAAAACCAACAAAUUCACAUCUGGGUUCCAGAACAUUGUGGACGCGUACGGAAUUGGAACCUACCGGGAGAUCAACCCAGCACCCUACACCAUCAUCACCUUCCCCUUCCUGUUUGCUGUGAUGUUUGGGGACAUGGGUCACGGCCUCCUGAUGACCUGUGCUGCCCUCUACCUGGUUAUCAGAGAAAGCCGACUGCUCGCACAGAAAAGUGACAAUGAGAUGUUCAACAUGGUGUUUGCUGGUCGUUAUAUUAUAUUGCUGAUGGGAAUAUUCUCCGUUUACACUGGUGUAAUCUACAAUGACUGCUUUUCCAAGUCCCUCAACAUGUUUGGAUCAGGCUGGAGUGUCAGACCCAUGUUUGGACCCAAAGGAGCAAACUGGUCGUUUGAAACCCUCGAUGGGAAUGCAGUGUUGCAGCUGGACCCGGCAAUUGAAGGAGUCUUCCAGGGACCAUAUCCUUUGGGCAUUGAUCCGAUCUGGAAUAUUGCCACAAAUAAGCUGACCUUCCUGAACUCCUUUAAGAUGAAGAUGUCUGUCAUUCUGGGCGUCAUCCAUAUGCUGUUUGGAGUUACACUCAGUCUCUUCAACCACCUGUACUUUAAGAAACCUCUGAACAUUUUCCUGGGCUUCAUCCCUGAGAUCGUGUUUAUGAGCUCUCUGUUUGGCUACCUGAUCCUGCUCGUCUUCUACAAGUGGACGGCCUACGACGCGAGAACCUCUAAAGACGCCCCCAGCCUGCUCAUCGCCUUUAUCAACAUGUGUCUCUUCAACUACAGUGAUCCCACCAACAAACCACUGUACAGAGGACAGAUGGGGAUUCAGUCUCUGUUGGUGGUUAUAGCACUGGGCUGUGUGCCCUGUAUGCUGGUAGUGAAGACCAUGGUGCUCCGUCGCCAGUACCUGUGGAAGAAACAUUUGUCCCAGAUGAGGGAGUCAAGCCCAGCAGAGAAACUAGAAACUUUAGAGCAGACAGGCACCUCCUCACCCACCGGACUCACCCAACAGGGCACGCAGAAGUUCGGAGGGGUGCGGGUCGGCAACGGACCCACCGAGGACGAGGCGGAGAUCAUCGAGCACGAUCAACUCUCCCAGCACUCUGAGGAUGGAGACGAGCAUUCAGAAGAAGAACCGUUUAACUUUGGAGAUGUAGCAGUGCAUCAGGCCAUUCACACUAUAGAAUACUGUCUGGGCUGCAUCUCAAACACUGCCUCCUACCUGCGCCUGUGGGCACUGAGCCUGGCACACGCCCAGUUGUCAGAGGUGCUGUGGGGUAUGGUGAUGCAUUUAGGCUUGUCUUCUCGGAGUGGGGGCGGGUUCUUUGGCCUGUCAAUCAUUUUCUCAGCGUUUGCCACGCUGACAGUUUGUAUCUUACUGAUAAUGGAAGGACUGUCAGCCUUCUUACACGCUCUUCGUCUGCACUGGGUGGAGUUCCAGAACAAGUUCUACACCGGCCAGGGCUUCAAGUUUGUCCCUUUUUCCUUCGAGAGUAUUCUGGAGGGGCGUUUUGAUGAAUAA